Dendronephthya gigantea is the source of this 2942-nucleotide messenger RNA. RefSeq names its product secretory phospholipase A2 receptor-like. Lineage: Eukaryota; Metazoa; Cnidaria; Anthozoa; Malacalcyonacea; Nephtheidae. The coding region runs from base 15 to 1775 and encodes 586 amino acids. The record is from RefSeq and is a predicted model, not a curated record. Gene Ontology annotation, molecular function: protein binding. The transcript is spliced from 6 exons.
AAGGAGGUGUUCAUAUGGUUUCAGACUCAUUUCACAAAAUGAGUUAUACUCCGUGUGGUAUUAUUAUAUUAGCUGCUUAUAUUAACGUUUUCGCUACUGCUGGUGGUUCAAAUUGUCCUCCAAAUGGCUGGUAUCGAGUCAAAUGCUCGUGUUUUAUUGUUAAAACCUCAACGGAAAAUCUCAACUGGAACAAGGCAGAAGAACGCUGCUCCAGGAUGAAUAAAGCUAACCUUGCAAGCAUUAAAUCCCAACACCAAAAUGAAAUUUUAGGAGAACAUUUGUCGGGAAAAAAGAGUUGGAUUGGUUUAAGAUCAGAAGGGAAUUCAUCAAUAUUACUUAAAAAUGGAGAGAAAGCGACAUUUCUUAGAGGAGUGAAAACGAGAUAUGACCAAUCAAGAUGCAUUGCCAGUCGUUUAACUAACAACAUUUGGCUGGAAGAAAAUUGUGGGAAACUGCAAAGAUAUAUUUGUUCUCGUAAACUAGUUGGAAAUGAAAGUUGUCGCGAAGGAUGGAGGCCUCAUCGUAAUUUAUGUUAUCGCUUAUCAGUCGAACAGCAAGCAUACAAAGAAGCGGGAAAAAAAUGUAUUGAAAUGAAUAGCACACUUGUUGAGAUUUCCACGAAACAGGAAUACGAGUUUCUCCGAAAACGGCUUCACACGGGGGAUGAGAUUAUAGAAGUCUGGAUUGGUUUACAAAAUGAGACCAGCGCCAAUAAUUUUGACGCUCUAGGAGGCCAUGUGAUAUCCGAAAAAGGGUCAAAAAACUGUGUUAGGAUGGAGCUUGCCAAGACUAGCGUAAUAUGGGAAGCAAAGAAAUGCAAUGCGACACUGAAGUCAUAUGUUUGUGAAACAAGGAAUAUUGAAUUGGAUUUCAAAGUUAACGUGACAAAUGUAAAUGAGACGUCAGCAAAGAUAUCUUGGUCAACACACCCUCAUGAAUGUUUAUUAUCUAGUGACGAAGAAUAUAAAUUAGAAAUACACGAAGAGACCAAAUUGAAAUAUUCAAUGAAAAUAACCCUGCCUGAAUCAUCUCAGAUUGUAGGAGACUUUAAGCCAAAGACCAAAUAUCAAAUUAAAGUUGCACGGAAUAAUAAAACGAUGGCGGUAAAGAACUUCUCAACAUCGAAAAUAGAAAAUCCACUUCACGUGCUGGCAAAGAUUUCCAGUCAAGAGAUACACGCAAAAGAAGGCGAUACUGUGAACCUUCUGUGUGCAGUCACAGGGGAACCACCAAUACGUUUCAGUUGGAUAAAGGACAAAAAUAUGAUGAAAAGCUAUGUCGAAACGAAAAAUCCUCAACAAAGUUCAAUCCUUUCAGUUGUGCUAAAAAAUCAAACGCAUUUUGGCACAUAUAUCUGUCAUAUCAAGGAUCAAUUUGGCAAUAAAACCCAUGCUAUUAAAGUCAUUCCGUUAUCAGAAGAUGAUCAGUCGGAAAACAAUUUGUUUGUGAUCGUUAUUGUCAUUCUUGGGAUAGCUGUGGCUAUCCUACUGGUCAUUAUGGCAUAUUGCAUCAGAUCUAUCAGGCGUUUAAGACGUAGACUUGAGGAAACGAAGAAAACAAGUCCAGUGACGUUAAGAAAUGUUUCAAAAGAGGGUUUGACUUAUGACAAACCGCAGCCAUCACCUGGCAAAACAAGUAUUGACGUUCGUUAUGUUUCGCCCGAGGAGGAAAACGAGGCGUACACGGCUCUGAGAAGGAAUGGUGACGAAGAAGAAAAUUUUUACUCGCCACUGAAAGACGCACCUCUUUACGUCAAUGCAAAUGAAUUUAAAUAAGAGCCCUGAUUUAGUCAAAUGUUAAUAGAAAUUAGACUUAGAGAGUCAGCUGACUGUUGUGGAUCUUACGAGGCUUGCGUUUUAUACUUUAUAUGGCGAGGCGAAUCAGUAACUCGAUUUAUAUAGUAGUGACAACCUAUCGAUUUGAGCGAAAAUGAUUCUCUAUUAUUGCUGCGCUUAAAGGCGAUUCUCAUUGCCAUCCGGUCCCCCCUCGGGUUCCCCCAGUGCCGGCGAAGCGGAUUUUGAAAAUCUGCCCAGCGACGGGCAGAAAAAACAAAGCCCGCGCGGGCGGAGAAUUGCCUUGAGGGCAGAUAUAUCUGCUGGCAUUGUCGCGUUUUUACCCCCCUUUUUACCCCCGCUUCGAACCUCACCAUUGUUUUUAAGCAAUAUUAUAAUUGCCCAGUGCCCACGUGUUUGUCUUAUUUGGCAAGAUGGCGUCUUGGACCUUCAAAGCCGUUUAUAGAUGAAGUUAAUUGAGACGAACUAGUUUUAUAGCGGAGGUUUGCCCAGGCGGAUCAUAUGUUUCUUGUAAAAAUUUGGCCAGGUCUUUAUUGUGUUGGCAAAAGGGGUUUCACUAAACAGUUAACAGUAUAAAACACGGUCAUUGUACCUGAUUAUGGAUUAUAACUGCACAAUCUUGCUUCAGACUUCGACUGUGUCAACUGUUUGACUAGCCAAACAACAAUCCCAUCACAGAGCCAUCACAGAGCAUCUCCCAUUAUUACAUGUUUGACUCAAAGAUAGCGAUUCACAAGCGAUUUCACUUGAUCCAAAGUACAAAAAUCAUCACAGUGUAAAGCGUGUUCAAACGCUCUCCUUCUUCCCAUGUGCAGAACGCAUAAAACAUCAGUGAUCUCAUUCAUGAUUACCUCAUUAUCUAUUGCUGUUUAUGCGUUUGUCCCAUGAAAAUCACAGCAUUGGACAUAAACAAUGGCCCUUGUUUUUUGCUUUCUCUCGCGGGACCGUUGAGUGGUGAUUACUCUGGUAAUCAACAAGCUUACCAAGUACUGCAAAAUGCAAAUUCAAAACUCUUUUCAACGUUCUCAAAUAUCGUGCUUCUCUUCCUGUCAAAAAAUCAAGUUUGUGCAAAUAAACUUGAUAAUACUUUCGGCAACCAAAGGGUCUGAAUAUUCAAAUUUAAAGUUUUUAAAGUUAUAUUACUUACUU